UUAUUGUUUUGGUUUCCAAAGAGACAUUUAAAAAACACAUUUUCUACAAUACUUUUGUACAAUUUUCGCAAAGAAUGGGAAGUUUAUGAAAUUGAAGCAGCAAUGUUUCAGGACGAAGAACAAGAAGCCGUGUCGUUCGACUCUUCUUGGAAAACGAAACGGUCUGUUCAGGAUGGUGCAUGUCAAACCAGUGAGAUUCUCACAAAUGAAGUUGAAACACAGGCUUUGAGCCAAACUGAUGCUAUGGUUCAAACUGAGAAGGAAGAUGAAAAAGUGGCCAUGACGAUUCAACAGGAAGACUCUCCGGAGCUCCUGGAAUUUCUUCUCAGAAUAUAUCCUGCUGUCAUGGCUGAGCUAGAGGGAAACUCACGAAGCCAUGCAUUUGAUGGUUAUGAUGUUGACUGGGAGGAAUCGUCAAACACUGUGCAAUGUCUUCACACCUUGACACAAGCUGCUUUGGAAGAAAAACUUGAAGUUACAUGUCUGUCCUGGAACCCAACUGGAGCUGUUUUAGCUGUGUCCUACGGUCGAUAUGACCAUCAAGACUGGUGCACACACAAGUCUUUUCUAUGCACCUGGAACCUCGACAGAAGAUCAUUGAAUGCAAACAAAGCCGACUUAGCCAUCGAUAUCCCUAAUUGUGUUAUGAGUAUUGCAUUCCAUCCUGUCACUCCAUCUCUUAUUGUUGUCGGGACUUUUAACGGUGCUGUGUAUGUUUAUGACAUCGGCAAGGAAGACGACCCUUUGAUCGCCUCCUCUGGUGUUGGAGAAAAUGCUCACAAGGACCCGAUUUCACAGGUGAUGUGGUUUAAUGAUCCGGCAUCAAAGGAUAAAAAGAAUAAGAUCAUAAGUGCUGGUGGCGAUGGUAAAAUCUUGGUUUGGAGACUAAGUCAGAGCAGCAAGAAUCUCAAGUUACUCAGCGGUUUUGUCAUCCAAACCGACAGUAUUCCCCGCAGUCUCAGAGUUAGUAAAGCCAGCGGUGGCAGUAUGGUUGGAGUCACCUGUUUAUCAUUCUCUCACGAAGACAAGACAACAUUCAUAGCAGGUUCUGAAGGUGGUGGUGUCUUUAAAUGCUCCUCUAAUGCAACCACAGCGGCGACCUCAGAAGAUAUACAGUCAGUUCCUGUUCACUCGCCUGUGACGUUCGCCUUUCAUCCCUACCUCAGCCCAAUCCAUUCUCUAUGUUGCUCGCCACAUCAUAGAAAUCUUUUCCUGGCAGCCGGUGCUGAUACCAUCAGACUUUAUAACAUGCUUCAGCUAAUGCCCUCUCUGACUAUCGAGCCAUCAUGUGGAUAUCUUUAUUCAGUACGCUGGUCUUACACAAGACCUGCUGUCUUUGCAAUCGCUUGUGGAAAUGGCAAAGUUUUGCUAUACGAUCUUAAGGCAAACAGGAUUAGUCCUGUGAUGACUUUGGAGGGUUGCUCUAAAGGAAGUUCUGUUUACACUGCGGAAUUCAACCCCUCGAGGAAGCAUUUACUGGCUUCUGGCAAUAGCCGAGGAGAAGUGAAAGUCUGGAAACUAAACGACGAUCUGGUCACGCUCAAAUCACGUGAGCAAGACAUCCUGGAAAGCUUGGCGGUACUUCAUGUCGACUGAGUAUGACGAUGAUCCAGGUAACCAUUCAGUUGUAUUAUCGAGAUCGCGCAUCGUUGGGAAACAAAUUUUUCACCUCGUGGGGUGGGGGAACUCUGUCGAGUACCCGCGAACACCGCUGACUGCGUGAACGGGGGCAAGUUUAUUUGACCUUUAUUGUGUCCGAGAGAAAGCGUUAAAAAUAUAUUUAUCUCGAACAGUACGAAGAUUUAUUUAUUUGCAAAGUAAUUAACCAUUCAAGUGUUUAUAAAAAAGUUUUACGUCAAA
Molecule: messenger RNA, 1860 nt
Organism: Dendronephthya gigantea
Lineage: Eukaryota; Metazoa; Cnidaria; Anthozoa; Malacalcyonacea; Nephtheidae
Product: WD repeat-containing protein 34-like
Exons: 16
Coding region: 103-1596 (497 amino acids)
Biological process (GO): intraciliary transport
Cellular component (GO): ciliary plasm; cytoplasmic dynein complex
Molecular function (GO): dynein heavy chain binding; dynein light chain binding
Source: RefSeq, a predicted model, not a curated record